AUGGGUUUCGACGACCUGAUGUUGAAGCUCGACGAGGCCGUUACUGGGCUCCUUGGACAGUGGGAUGCUACCUCAACGGCUAUUGUAGGAGCACUCAUCGCUUUCGUUGCCUACCAAAUCAUCACCACCCGCGAUCCAGAUGCGCAUCCUAUGCUCCUGGCCCGCCAAGCACAAGCAUCACCCGUCCGAAAAGAAGGAGAGUCUGCCGUUUUCCGAUCCCACUCAGCUCCUCACGGCAUGCCCUUGAACUCCGGCCUUAAUGUGAAGGACCCCGGUGACUCCAAAUGGAGCCGCGGAAGAGAUGGGGAUCUUCGAGAUAUAUGGCGCAUAGUCAUGGCCGGCCGUCGAGACAAAGAUGGGGUUGCGACGGGAGAAACGGGUGAUCUCUUAACAGUCCUAGGAUCCGAACAGAUUAUCAAGCAUAAUCUUGUAGCCGAUGUGACGCGACAAAUAAACCUGAUCGGCCAACAUAUCAAACAAAAUGGUGGAAAGAACGUUGCCAUCUAUCUCCCAAAUUCGAUCGAAUUUCUUGCCGCUUUAUUUGCUUGUUCUUUCUACGAUUUGACCGCCAUAUUAGUACCAUACCACCAAGACGACCCAGUAGACAAGCUCAUUUCCCUUCUUCAAAAAUCUGGAGCGGAUACCGUAAUAGCUGCGGUGGGAUCAUUCCCAUUUGAUGUUAUCAGCAAAAGCUACCCAGCUCUCAAGCAACUCAUCUGGGUCGUGGAUGAGGGUAGCAAGCACAUGGAUUGGAAUGAAGUGCCCAAGGGAACUGGCGGUCCAGUUAAUGUCUCAACAUGGCAAGAUAUUAUUCAAGAUGCUGCAACAACUGCGGGGUCAGAUCUUCCACUGGUAGAUCGCACAAGCGAGGCAAAGAACGUCGUUGCCUUCUGGCCUACGGGAGAAAUGGUGGAGUACACAAAUGCCAACAUUAUUGCUGGUGUUGCUGGGCAGCUUACAUCCAUACCGACAACGCAGCGUAUAACCCCCGAAGACCUUUUCCUACCAAUCGACUCUUUAUCAACCAUGUACCCGCUCGUAUUAACACUCUCUGCCCUGUACUCAAACGCUUCUGUGGCUUUGAACUCCGUGGCCAGUUUUAGUCCUGACAUCGUCUUGGCAACCCAAGGAAUUGCCCCCACAGUCAUUGUGGCAUCAGCAGAAACGCUCGCAAAGACUCAUUCAGAGACCGCAGCGAAGAUGAACUCCUCUCUAUACCAGGCUGUUCACUGGUUCCAAACUCGAGCUCUCGUUCAGCAAGGGGUCAUGCCAAUUGCAACAGUUUUCUCACGCAUGUUUGAUUCUCUUCGCCCCAUAAUUGGAACCACGCCAGGAAAACUUCGCCUAAUUUUCGUAUCAGAACCAGUCGGCGCCCCAUCAACACCUUUAAGCGCCGAGACCUUGUCUGAUUUGCGUAUUUAUACGGGUGCUAGAACCAUCUACUCUCUCACAUCUGCUAAGGUUGCAGGUGCCGUCACUCAGACUGGGCUUUAUGACUACAGAGUUGAUGAAGGGACGGAUAAGUACUCACACUUCGGAGCUCCCGUAACAAGUGUCGAGAUAUUCUUCAAAGACAAGACACACAAAACCACAGAUGCAAAUGCUGCAGGAGAGGCAAGAGUAUCCCCUCUAUCUAUUUACGCACGCGGUCCCGCCGUUGUGGGAGGAGAAGCAUCUCUGGGAGUUGAAGGCAAGACAAAGGCUGAUUGCACCCUCGCUUUGGUUUAA
Molecule: messenger RNA, 1728 nt
Organism: Lachnellula hyalina
Lineage: Eukaryota; Fungi; Ascomycota; Leotiomycetes; Helotiales; Lachnaceae
Exons: 3
Coding region: 1-1728 (575 amino acids)
Cellular component (GO): endoplasmic reticulum; membrane
Molecular function (GO): long-chain fatty acid-CoA ligase activity
Source: RefSeq, a predicted model, not a curated record